UCGACGAGCUCCAGUGGAAAAUUGAUUGUGAGUUUGUCAGUUUGAAGUUGUCUGAUUAAGAGCCAGGAUGGGUCUAAGUACUAAUCAAGUUGUUAUGCUGAUUUGCCUGAUCGGGGGCGUCGUUGGCGAGAUCACUGUAGAUUCCAGAGCCACGCUUGCGUUGAAGAAGAGAUCAGAAAUGGUGGGCUACUCUCUGCGGUGGUGUGACAUAUUCUACCAAGAAGAUUUCCCAAAGAACGUGGACUGUACGGGAAAGAACGAUUUGGUGUGGGAUUACUUCCCAUCCUGUUGUAACGGAGCCUACAACUGCAGGAACGGUGGCAUUUGGAAUAUCUACCUCUGUGCUCCAGGAUACGUUUAUGAUGCGUCAUUGGAAAGCUGCGAGGAGUUUUCGGAAGAUUCGUGUCCUUACGUCGGUGGAGGACCAGGAGGAGAUGACAUGACUACUGAGGAGGAUAUUCCUACGACAACUGAGUCCCAAGUAGUCAUCAACUGCAGAACCGUAGUGAAUGGCCGCAUUCCACACCCUACUGAUUGUACGAAAUUCGUCGAAUGCAUUGACAGAGUUCCCAACGUUCGUGAUUGUCUGGAAGGAUACGUUUAUUACGCACCAUUUGCUGUUUGUCUGCCUGGCAAAAAAGAAGCCUGUAAACUGUAUACACUUGAAGAUCUACAGUAAGAUUACUUUAUUUAGAACCGUUUCAUUAGGUAGAAACCUCCUGCAAUCAAAUCAUAAAUUUAUUCGGAAAAAAUGUGAUGGUUUUUCUGACCCACACUUGGAACACUUGGAGGUCUACAGCUAUAAUGACCUUAUCUGAAAUAAAUUAAUUCAAUAAAACAUAUCCCGUCAUAAAAAAUAUAAAUCUUAUCAAAAUUUUGUAUUGACACUGCUA
This is a messenger RNA of Aedes aegypti (yellow fever mosquito), 893 nucleotides long. RefSeq lists its product as uncharacterized. The record is from RefSeq and is a predicted model, not a curated record. Gene Ontology annotation, cellular component: extracellular region. NCBI's taxonomy places the organism in Eukaryota, Metazoa, Arthropoda, Insecta, Diptera, Culicidae. The transcript has a single exon. Bases 68 to 679 code for a protein of 203 amino acids. Gene Ontology annotation, molecular function: chitin binding.